ACCGGAAGUUGUGGGGGACGCGCCGGUCUCCAACAUGGCGGCCUCCUGGCCCUCCUGGCUGGCUGCGCCGGGGGCCGUGGCCGCCCAGUUCCUCGGUGUCCUGUGGCUCGUCUCAGGCACUACAGGACCUUGGGGGGCUGCCGCCACAGCCGCGGCCGGAGGCGAGGAGUUGCUUAAGUGCGAGGACCUCAAAGUGGGACAAUAUAUCUGUAAAGAUCCCAAAAUAAAUGAUGCUACGCAAGAGCCAGUUAACUGUACAAACUACACAGCUCACGUUCCAUGUUUUCCAGCACCCAACAUAACUUGUAAGGAUUUCAGUGGCAAUGAAACACAUUUUACUGGAACUGAAAUAGGUUUUCUCAAGCCCAUAUCUUGCCGAAAUGUAAAUGGCUAUUCAUACAAAGUGGCAGUUGCAUUGUCUCUUUUUCUUGGAUGGUUGGGAGCAGAUCGAUUUUACCUUGGAUACCCUGCCUUGGGUUUGUUAAAGUUUUGCACUGUAGGGUUUUGUGGAAUUGGGAGCCUAAUUGAUUUCAUUCUUAUUUCUAUGCAGAUUGUUGGACCUUCAGAUGGAAGUAGUUACAUUAUAGAUUAUUAUGGAACCAGACUUACAAGACUGAGUAUUACUAAUGAAACAUUUAGAAAAACACAGUUAUAUCCAUAAAUAUUUUCAAAAAGAAACAGAUUUGAACUUCAUUGAUUUUAAUAGAGAUCUCCCAGAAUGUGGAUUUCCAGAUUUUCCUUUUUCCUUCUUCACAUACCACUUCAUGAGUUCUAAAUAAUUUUGUUGUGGUGGUUAUUUUUGUUUUAUUGAUUUAGUAAAAAGUAUAUAAUUCUGAGAUUUAUUUAAUAGGACUUUCGUUGAGAGCUGUAAAAUAGUCUUUCUCAGGCUGCUGUCUCUGUGAGAUAGAUAGCUUAUUACUCUGAUAUUCUUUAAUGUCUUUUACAAAGGCAGGUUGCCAUGUGCCAUUUUUGCUUCUGAAAAAUAAAAGUAUAACUUAUUCACA
Messenger RNA from Microcebus murinus (gray mouse lemur), 1004 nucleotides. Lineage: Eukaryota; Metazoa; Chordata; Mammalia; Primates; Cheirogaleidae. The record is from RefSeq and is a predicted model, not a curated record.